AUGGCUGCAAAUCUUAUCACCAAUCCAGCAAUAUUGCAGGCGUCGGAAGAAGUCUUUAGAUUUGCAGAGAAUUUAGCAAGGAAACGAAAACUACCAUUAAAUGAUGUUGUGUUAGCUGUGCUAUGGAAAUGUAUGAACAAACCAACUUCACCUGUCUGUGGUCAAAACUACCUAACAGCCUCACAACUAGUGAGGAAAGUAACACCAGUCAAAGCUAUUGGUACACCACCAUCUCAGAAACAGCCUCAAGAAAUAAUUGUGUCUCCCAAAUCUCCAGGUGUUGCCUGGCAAACAGAAAGAAUGGUUUCAAAAUUAAAGACUUUGAAUAAUCCAUUUAUUGGUAGAAAUAAUGCAAGAGGUGUUGCCAAGCCUUUGACUUUUGUUCUUGAAGGUCCAGUAAACUCCAAAGGAAAAGGUGCUAAAAAGACUGGUCCUUUAAAAACAAUUAAAGAUCCCGUUAUUCUUGGUGGAACUUCCAAAGGAAUUCAGAAAGCAGGAAAUAAAGCAUCCAGCAAAUCAAACAGUUCAGAUAAAAAUACCCUGUUGGUACAGACAGCUGAUGGCACUAAUGUGAUAAAUUUAGAUCUUGAUGAUUCGAAAGAAACUUCUGUCAGUAAGGUCACAGCAAAAUCAAGCAGGAAAGAGUCCUCAGAUGAUGGUAAGAAAGACUCUAGUCCAGAUGAAGUUAUUAUACUAGAUGAUGAUGAUGAAAGUGACGAAGAAGUGGCGAAAAAGAGUGAUGAGAACAAUGAUAAAAAUAGUGAAACUGGUGGAAAUGAUGAACUUUUGGACGAAAAGUCUGGUAAUUCCAUUACAGGAGAUGAAGAUGAUACAGAAAAAUCAAAAGAGGACAAAACAGGUGAAGAGCAUUACUCUGCUAUGUCAGAAGGCAGUAAUGAUUCAAGUAGUAAAAGUGAAGCAAAAGCAAUAACUAAAGAAACUUCAAAACAAAGUUCAGAUGAUCAUGUUGAUUAUUUUGAAAUGGAUUGUGAGGAAAUUGAUGAAGAUGAUGACAUUGUUGAGUUGACAUUGACUUCUGAUGAAGUAAAAAAGGAUGUGAAGGAAGUUGAGAAUGAAAAUGAGAAAAACUCUGAUGACAGUAAAGAAGACAUUGAUGAUACUAAGGAGAAUGGUAGUGAGAAAUUGAACUCUGAUGUUACUGUCAUUAGCGAUGAAGAUGAAGAAAAGGAGGAAGAAUCUUUGCCAACCAAAAGAGUAAAAAGGAGCAAUAAAGAAAAAACCAAAGGUAAUGAAGAGACACCAGAGAAUGAGAAGAAUGAAAAGGCUGAUGAUAGCUCAGAAACAAAUGAAGAUAAUAUGCCAGAUACUUCAGUAAAAAAUGAAGAUGAUAUGCCAGUGAUUUCCUUUGCAUCUGUUCCAGUAAUGAUUGCAAUGGAUGAUAAAAAGCAAGGUGAUAUUCUAGAAUCUCAGAACGAGAGCAAUUUUUUGGACUUGGAAGCAAACUCUUUGGUAGAUACAGGAAACAGUGUUAUUGAUAUAGUUAAUGACAGUCACACAGCGUCUGCUGCUGCACUUGGACUUAUACCUGUUCAGGAACUCUCUGGAGGAGGCUCAAUUCCUCUGGUGUCUUGUGUUUCAACUGGGUUCAUGCAAGGCUCGAUUCCAUCUAUCUCACCUCUUGAACUUUCAACAAAUCCUGAUUCAGCGGUAUCAUCUCAGUGUGGAGACUUCAUUACUCUGCCAAGUACUUUUAAAGGAGGCCUGGAUGAUAAAUCUGUAGCACAGAUGGAAACAGAUGGCAGUCCUGAAUCAACAUUGGAUGAUGAUAACUACACCCCACCAAAGAAGAGAAGAUUGCUGGAUUAUGACAACAAAUGGAACAGUGUCCCAAAGUAUAGCAUGGAGCAAGAUAAGUACCUUGCCCUACCAGGAGGCAUAGAGGCCAACAGUGUGGAAGUAGACACGGAUUGGACGGACACAGCUCAAGCAGUGCGGAAAAACGUUGGAGAUGACGACUGGCAAAGACCAGGGAAAUACACAAGUAUUAGCAACGUCUGUAGCAUUCCAACAGUUCAAAAUGAGACUGUUGCUGAUGAUCAUGAUAAUGAUGAUGAGGUAGCAGGGGAAGAGAGUUUGGAAAAUGACAUUGAUGGUGAAAAUGCUUGGGAACAGGAGUUUGCAUUAUUUUUUGGGAAGGAACUGAACGCGGGUCGUGCGAGGUCAAGAGGUCGUGGAAGACAGCAAGGGGUAAAUAGGGGUGCUGGACACCUUAAAAGGGGUGGCGGUGAAGUGGGGUCAACAACGGGUCAAAGGGGAAUCAAAAGAAGUGCUUCUAGUCAGCGUGGACGUAUUUCUCAUGGAGGUCGUGGAACCUCAAGGGGACUUGGAAAGGGAAACAGUGUGCAUGGUAUGGGGACAAGUUCUAGUCAAGUGAAAUCAUCAGGGAAGAAGAUCGGAUUCUAUUCAGUGAAAAUUCGAAAUGUUACCACAGUAGGAAAAGUGACAGGUCGAGGUAGAACGUCAGUUCGUGGUAGACCGUCGAGGUCAAGGGGGCGGGGCCAACAGUCUGGUAAGACCUGA
Molecule: messenger RNA, 2541 nt
Organism: Mya arenaria
Lineage: Eukaryota; Metazoa; Mollusca; Bivalvia; Myida; Myidae
Exons: 5
Coding region: 1-2541 (846 amino acids)
Source: RefSeq, a predicted model, not a curated record